CCUGUCGAAUGUUACCUCAGGCUGUCAUGACAUAAAUGUCACCUCACACGGCAAGCAAAUCCACUUCAGCCUGAAAGGUCAUUGAUAGUGAGAGACAAGAUGAGCGGGAGAGUCGGGGAUUUAAGCCCAAAACAGGUCGAGGCUUUGGAAAAGUUAAGAGAAGCUGUGAAGGACAUAUUGACACCCAGUCAUGAUGAACACUGCUUGCUUAGGUGGCUAAGAGCCAGAGAAUUUGAUGUCAAGAAAACAGAGACCAUGAUGCGUAAUGAUGUGGUGUGGAGACAGCAAGUCGGGGCAGACACGAUCAUUGAAGAUUGGGCGGUGCCAGAAGUGGUGGAGAAGUACUACACGGGUGGACUGUUUGGACAGGACAAGGAAGGGGCACUACUCUGGAUUGACCCAUUCGGACACAUUGACCUCAAAGGAAUUUGCAGAUCAGUGAAAAAGCGAGAUAUUAUUAAAAGCAAGAUUCACUUGCUGGAGACCAUAUACAGGAAGUUUGCACAGCUGACCAAAGAGCAAGGUAGACAAGUGGACCAAAUCGUUAUCGUAUUUGAUUUAGAAAAGUUUGGAAGAAGACAUUUAUGGAAACCAGGCGCCGACCUCUUCUGUGAGAUGGUGGAGCUGUUCGAGGACCAUUACCCAGAAACUCAGAAAACAUGCUUUGUCAUAAACGCACCAACCAUUUUCCCGGUAGUAUACAACAUUGUAAAGCCAUUUCUAAAUGAGGGAACAGCAAAAAAGGUCCAUGUUUUGGGAAGCAACUAUAAAGAUGUGCUAAAGAAGUACAUAGAUGCAGACCAGCUUCCUAUUCACUGGGGAGGAACGGCAUGCGAUGACAACGGGGAUCCGAAAUGUUCCUCUAAGAUCUGUUUUGGAGGCGAAGUUCCUGAGUCGUAUUACCUGAAGAUGCAAUCUUCUGAAAGCCUGAACUUCAAAGAGGUCCUUGUUAAACGGGGGUCAACAGUACAGCUGGAUUUUGACAUAAAGGUGGCUGGCAGUGGACUGCGGUGGCAGUUUACCACAGAGGGAUUUGAUCUUGGUUUUGGUGUGUACCGCCGUACAGAGAAUGGUGUUCGACAGAAGGCAGGUGACAUGGAGGAAGUGAUCCCGACACAGCGUGUCAACAGUCACAUGGUUCCAGAGGACGGCUUCUACACCUGUACAGAACCUGGUGUCUAUGUGCUUCGUUUUGACAACACGUACAGCUGGGCCAGAAGUAAGCAGGUGUUAUACUCUGUGGAGGUGCUCGUACCGGAUGACACAGGUGCCACCAAGGUGUGGAAGGAAGUAGGGCAAGCAGACGCAGCAAUUGUCAAUGGCACAGAUACCUGACAGCCACAAAAUUUUAGGAGAUCAAGAUAAUAUUUCAGAUAUUAUGAUCCUUUGUGUGGAGUGAUUGAGUGAUUGAGUGUUGAUAUUGAUAUGAUCAUGUACGUUAUUAUGGGGACAAAGAAUUGUUUAUUCCAUGACGCAGCAAAGCUCUGAGUUAUAAGGCAAGUCAUAUCUUCCUAUAGUGACCAGGCUGUCGUGGGCUGACCUCUGUUGGCCCACAUGACCGUAUAUGUUUAGUUGUCAAGUCUAUGUCAUAGCUGACUUCUGUUGGUCCAUAUGACCAUAUAUAUGUGGUUGACUUGUCAUGUUGACCAUAAGAAAUGACCAAGUUGUAAAGUCUUUGUCAUAGCUGACUUCUGUUGGUCCAUAUGACCGUAUAUAUGUGGUUGACUUGUCAUGUUGACCAUAAGAAAUGACCAAGUUGUAAAGUCUUUGUCAUGGCUGACUUCUGUUGGUCCAUAUGACCUUAUAUAUGUGGUUGACUUGUCAUGUUGACCAUAAGAAAUGACCAAGUUGUAAAGUCUUUGUCAUGGCUGACUUCUGUUGGCCCAUAUGUGGCUGUAUAUUAGUUCAGUUAUAAUGUAAUAUUACCGAGUUGUCAUAUCUGUAUACAGCUACAUGAUGUUGUGGAUGGCUGAUAUAUUGGGUUGGAUGGUUGAUUUUUCAUAUCGACUAUUACAAAGACCAAGUUAUCUUGUAAGUCGUCGUCGUGUCGAUCAGUGUAAGGGAAUUUAUGCUAAUCAUGGAAUGUUUUACUUAAGUAUAAAAAUAUAAAUAAAUAAAAAAAGAAAAUCCAUGUUUUGUAAAGCACUUGACAUGGCUUUUGACUUACCUCUUGAAUUGGCGCUUCAACACGGCGGAAUCUUAUAGUUUCCUUCCACCUGUACACUGUACAGUUGCAACUAAUAUUGCCUGUAGAACAGUGCAGAAUUUAUUUUGUUCACUGUGAGGUAGAUUUCUAUCGGAACGGGAGUCAUCAGCCGUCAUGGAAGAAGAAAUGUUUUAAGAGAGUGUCAGGAAAACAAAAGUAUAUCAGCACUCAUCAGGCUUCUCCACACGUAGUUUCUGACAAAGUGUCAAGAGCUGGAUUUGAACCCCUGAUUAUCUGAUUGAUGGAUUAUAUCAAUUACACAAAGGGCAAUUUUGACUUCGAACAAUAACACCUAGAAUCAUUCCGUGCAAUGUUAUCUGUCUUGUAUUGAGUAUAUUUUUUACAAGUAUUGAUUGAUUUUAUUUUUUCACAUUUUCCGGUUUUAACUUACCUGUAGCCUUGAACAGUGAGUUGCGCUAAUGGUAUUACAAACCAUUUCUAAGGUUUUGAUAUAAUUAUUAUUGGUGAGCAUUAUUUUUUUUUAACUACAAAUCCACCGGGAUGCAUGAAGUCAAAGGGUUUUGCAUUCCUGAAAAGAUUGUAUGUGGUCUUACAAGAAGUCUGUGUGCUAUCAGCUGCUGCUUUUGUAACUGGUGAAGCUUAGUGGAAAAUAUCAACAUGGGAUUUAAGUUAAAGACUUCAUUACCUUACAUCUAGUGUAUAUUCUACACAGUUGAAACAAAUGUUUUGAAUCUGUAUUUUCAUCCAGGGAGAAAAUUAAGUAGAUAUGUUGAUCUUGUUUAUGUUCAACACAGUUUAAAAAAAUUUUUUAUUCUAGAUUUUGAACCACAGAGAAAAUGUUCAUCUACAUCUAGCUCAGUCACAUUUGGAAUAAGAUCAUAUUCCACAGGUUGAUGUGUAGAUAUACAUGAAAUGUUAGUGUGCACAUGCAUUUAACAGGAAGAAAAACAAAAAUUCAAAUAAGGGUCAUCAGAAUGACCGUGGAAACCAUGUCUAAAAACAUGUAUGAAUUCACAGUACCAUAUUCAGAUUGUAAGGUGGGUGUUAUGGGCCAUACUAGUAUUUGAUUUCAUUAGUGUGUAUAGAUAUUUCAAGAAAGGCAUCUAAAGAAAUUCUGUGUCUGAGUAUAGUCACUAGAUACAGUGUAAUGAUCCUGCUGUAUUACUGAGAUAAUGGAUUAUAUAUGUAUAGAAGUUACAAAGUAUGUGUAUGCCAGUUUUGUUUUGAGAAAAUAAUAUGAACAGGAGUCAAAAAAAUGCUGAAAAUAUUUUUUAUAUGAAGCUCAUAAAGUAUUUAGAAUGAAAUAAAAAAUUAAUUCAUUAAGAGUGAUUAAAAUCAUACAUGUAUACUGACAUGUGGCAUUGAGUCAAGUCCAUGUUACUUUGACACCAUCAGUGUACAAGUGAUAUCAAGCAUUAGACUACAUGAAGUAUUGCCAGUUAUAGUCAAAUGCCUCUUUAUUAGUCUCAGUGGAGGUAAGUUUUGAUUAAUAUGUGAUGUAUACAACAAAACCUCAGUGUUAUGUUUUUUGUGUAAUUUGUGUGGGUGGGGGGUGCCCUGGAUAUUUGAUCAUCUGUCUUUCAGAAUUUGCAGUGUUACCUCUUGCCAAUAAUGUUGGACUAUGUUUUUUCAGUACUUGUUUUGAAAAUACUAUUUAUGAAUUUCUUCACUUUAAAUACUUUUGUCAGAAUUAUUUAGAAAAUAGAAGUGAACAAAAUAUUUUGUUGAUACAUGUAAUGUGAUAUGACAAACAUAAAUUUUCUGCCUGAUUGAC
Messenger RNA from Liolophura sinensis, 3941 nucleotides. Its product is annotated as SEC14-like protein 2. The transcript has 12 exons. The record is from RefSeq and is a predicted model, not a curated record. NCBI's taxonomy places the organism in Eukaryota, Metazoa, Mollusca, Polyplacophora, Chitonida, Chitonidae. The coding region runs from base 100 to 1335 and encodes 411 amino acids. Gene Ontology annotation, cellular component: cytoplasm.